Ricinus communis (castor bean) is the source of this 832-nucleotide messenger RNA. RefSeq names its product cyanate hydratase. The transcript is spliced from 4 exons. Gene Ontology annotation, molecular function: DNA binding; cyanate hydratase activity. The record is from RefSeq and is a predicted model, not a curated record. The coding region runs from base 43 to 537 and encodes 164 amino acids. Lineage: Eukaryota; Viridiplantae; Streptophyta; Magnoliopsida; Malpighiales; Euphorbiaceae.
AAAGAAAGCAAAGUUGUCUUUGGACUCUUUCUGUAUCAAAUAAUGGCAGAGACCAAAGCCACAUUGACCAACCGCCUACUGGCCGUGAAACACAACUCCGGCAAGAGCUACAGUGAGAUAGCAGAGGAGACUGGUUUGACCAACGUGUACGUGGCCCAGUUAUUCAGACGCCAAGCCCAACUGAAGCCCGAUACUGCUCUAAAGCUACGAGCAGCACUGCCAGAACUUUCCGAUGAGCUUCUCGGGGAGAUGAUGAGACCACCCAUGAGGUCCUAUGAUCCUAACUUGAUCCAAGAACCAUCUGUUUACAGGUUGAAUGAAGCAGUUAUGCAUUUUGGUGAAAGCAUUAAGGAAAUUAUCAACGAGGAGUUUGGUGAUGGCAUUAUGUCAGCCAUAGACUUCUACUGCUCUGUUGACAAAGUGAAAGGUGUGGAUGGAAAAGAUCGUGUAGUUGUGACAUUUGAUGGGAAGUAUUUGCCUUAUUCAGAGCAGAAGACAGAGCACAUGGUUUCAAGAUUAAGGCAGAAUGGAAAUUAAUAAAUCUUUAUGUUGAUGCUGAUGCUGAUGCUACAAGCUCCUUGUCCUUUUUGAUGUGUGGAUGGUGUCACCAGAGUAAGUCUCACAUUCCCGCAAGCAUUGCCAAAUGGUAUAUGCAUGCGCUUUUUAUUGUACUUCGAUAGGGCUAAUAUUGAUAGAGAAUAAUAUACUCCUUUGCAUACUAAUGCAUAUUAUGAGUUGACAAUGAGUAAAAGGUUGCAAAACUAUAAAUAAAUUGCACUGGUAUCUCCUGUUUAAAACAGUCUCCUAAAAUUAUUCAUGAAGUUCAUGUUAA